AUGACAUCAACUGAUAAUACCUGCAAUAUGGUAAUCGUUGAAUGUACAGCAUGUUCCCAUCCUAUUAAUUUAGAGAAACACAAAAAAAUCAGAACUCAUCCUGAAUUUGAAGUCAUCAUUUGUAAGAAAUGUUGGGACUUUUUAAAGAGUGGUGAGAUCUCCCAAGAUGAAGAUGGUUAUGAUGAACAAUGUCGAUGGUGUGGUGAUGGUGGGGAACUCUUAGGAUGUGAUUACUGUACUAAAAGUAUUUGUCAGAACUGUAUUAAAAGAAACUUCAGUAAAGAUAUUUUGGCAUCUAUAAUGGAUGAAAAUGCUAAAUGGGAAUGCUAUGGUUGUAAUAAGACACCUCUAGUUAAUUUAGUUACAGAAGCUAAAGAGUUAAAAGAAUACAUGAAAGAAAAGCAUGCAGAAGAAGACAAGAAAGGGAGUACUUCCGAGUCAGAUGACAAAUUAAACAGAAAGAAGAAAAGCAAUAACAGUGAUGAUGAAAUUAAAUCUGACAAAAAGAAUAAAGCUAGUGCUAAUAAGUCUGAAGAUGAAUCUGAAGAUGACAGUAGAAAAAAGUCCAAAAGUGCCAAGAAAGAUUCUAAGAAGAGGGAAGAGGGUUCAGAAAAUGAAAAAGUAUCAAAAAAGCUCAAAAAGAGAGAGAAGAAAACAACUGCAGAUAGCGAUUCUGAUGACGUUUCCUUAUCUAAGAGAAAGUCAGAAAAGAAAAAGAAACCAGUUAAUAGCGAAGAAGACAACAAAACCCCUAAAAGAAAAACAGCUUCAGCAAGAAAUAAGAUUAAAUCAAAAAAAGUAGUUGAUAUAGUUGAUAGUGAUAGUGACUCAGAAGAUGACAUGAAAAUUAAUAAGAAAGAUUCUGAAAGUGAAGAAGAAGAAAAAUUUUCUAAGAAAACACCCUCAAGAAAAAAGGGUAAAUCAAACAAAGCUGUUGAUGAUGAUAGUGACUCAGAAAGUGACAAAAAGAAAUAUGCUGAAAGUGAAGAAGAAGAAGAAAAAUCUUCUAAGAAAAAAUCCUCAUCAAGAAAAAAGGGUCAAUCAAAAAAAGCUUCUGAUAGCGAUAGUGACUCAGAAAGUGACAAAAAGAAAGAGAAGGCAGCUGAUAGUGAUGAAGAAGAAAAAUCUUCUAAAAAGAAAAAUGCUUCAUCACCAAAGAAGAGUAAAUCAAACAAAGCAGCUGAAAGUGAUAAUGACUCAGAAGAUAAGAAAAAGAAGAAGGCAGCUGAUAGUGAUGAAGGUGAAAAAUCUUCUAAAAAGAAAAUGGCUUCAUCAUCAAAGAAGAGUAGAUCAAACACAGCGGCUGAUAGUGAUAGUGACUCAGAAAGUGACACAAAGAAAAAGGAGGCAUCUGAUAGUGAUGAAGAUGAAAAAUUUUCUAAAAAGAAAAUGGCUUCAUCACCAAAAAAGACUAGAUCAAACAAAGCAGCUGAUAGUGAUGAUGAUGAAGAAAUAAAAUCUUCAAAAAAGAAAAGGCAGUCCAGAAAAGCUGAUUUUGACAGUGACUCAGAAGAUCAGGAAAGGAAAAAAAAGAAGCCAGCUGCUUCUGAUAGUGAAGGUGAAGAUGAUACAAAGAUAACAAAAUCCACAGGGAAAAAGGGGAAGAAUAUCUACACUGAUUCUGAAGAGGAAUUGCCAACUUCCAAACAUCAGAGCAAGGGAGCUGGGAAGAAAUCUGAAAGAAAAGGUGGAAAAAAUUCUGAAUCUGUAUCAGAAGAGGAUUAUGAGGAAUUUAUGAAAAAGGAAAAGCUAAAUAAUGCUAAAAAAGAUAAAAGAAAAUCUGCUACACCCAGUUCAAAGAAACCAGCAAAGAAAGUUGCAGUUAGAUUACCAGUAAUAUCACCAAGGGGAAGAAAACGAACAGCUUCAUCAUCUAGAAAGCCAGAACCAAAAUCUCCUGCUCGUAGACCAGGAAGAAAACCAGCAGAAAAACCAAAGCUUAAACUCAAACAGCCUGCCAGACGAUCUGUUGGAAGUAUUACUAAGAAAGAUCUAGCAUCAUGUACAGCAUGUGGUUCAGAUAUCAAUAUUAGAACAGAUGAACCAUUUCAACAUCCAGAUUUAGAUGUAGUUAUCUGUCAGGGGUGUUGUGAAUUUUUAAAUUCCGGUGAAAUUACUAAAGAUGAAGAUGGGUUAGAUGAACAAUGUAGUUGGUGUGGUGAAGGUGGAGACUUGAUAGGAUGUGAUUUCUGUGACAGAGUAUUUUGCCAUGGUUGUAUUGAAAGAAAUUUUGGUAAAAAGAGUCUCAAAUCUAUCUUGAAUGCAGAUGAGGAUAUGAAAUGGAAAUGUUACGUUUGUGACACCACACCAAUACAAUCUCUAGUUCAGAAGAGUAAAGAGUUAUUUGAAAGAUUACAAGAAAUUGAUGAAGAAUGUUCUACGGUUAAAGGAAAGGGAAAAGGAAAAUCAACAAUUCAGCCUAAUUUUAAAGUCGAUAUCGAUUCAAAUGGUAUUAUUGAUAAAAUUGGAAAAAUGAUAGUGGCGACUUCUACACUCCAAACUGUUUUAGAAACACUGCGUAGUGAUCAGAAAUCUGAUUGUAAUGAUGAAAAUUCUACUAAACUUGACAAAGCUAGUGAAACCAGUUGCCGUGAUUCAGUGGCAAAGGCUUUAGACACUUAUUUUAAGUCCGUGCAAUUCAUAUCUUCUGCCAAGUUUGAGAAAAAACCUGUCUCCCCCCAAAAAUCUGAAGAAGCCAUGGAAACAGAUGAUGUUCCCCUGACCACAAAUUCUACAGAGGAAUGUAAAUCCACAAGUAAAAAUGUUUUGUCUGAUAUCAGUGACUUCAGUGACAGUGAUAAGGAAGUUAAUACUGGUAAAAAAGAAAUUGCAGACUUUAUAAAUGAUGACAGUGCUUGGAAUUCUGUAUUUGGACCAUCAGGAGACUCAGACAAGGGCUCAAAAAAGGACACUAUGGAUAAAUCAGAUACAUCUAAAAAAGUAGAAACACCUAAAAAAGUAGAAACACCUAAGAAAGAUGGAACACCUAAGAAAGAUGGAACACCUAAGAAAGAUAAAACACCUAAGAAAGAUGGAACACCAAAGAAGGACCCGUCAUCACCAGUUAAAUCUAACAAAUCAGCAGAUAAAGAAUUCACAAAGGAGGUAGAGGAAUUAGAAGAUUCAGAAAACAAAGUUGAAGAUGAACAAGAUAAAUCUGAACAAGUUGAAAAUCAGGAAGUUUCUGAAAUCAUUACAGAAGUAGAAAAGGAAACAGAAGCUGAAAAUGGUACUGGAAAAGAUAAUAGUACAGAAACUGGAAAAGUUGAAGAAAAUGGCAAUGGAGAUAUUGAAGAAAAACCAACGGUAGAGACAAAUGGGCAUGGUUUAAAACGUAAAUUGGCUGAUGUUUCUAUUGACUCAGAUAAUGAAACUAGUGUUAAAGAAUCUAAAAUAUUAGACGAAGAUUCAGCUGAUGACCUGCCUGCUUUUGAUUCUUGA
This is a messenger RNA of Lottia gigantea (owl limpet), 3441 nucleotides long. RefSeq lists its product as hypothetical. The record is from RefSeq and is a predicted model, not a curated record. Bases 1 to 3441 code for a protein of 1146 amino acids. Lineage: Eukaryota; Metazoa; Mollusca; Gastropoda; Lottiidae. The transcript has 13 exons.